CAGCAGAAGAGUUCCAAAAACAUGUUCUCACGUCGUUUGUGUAGUUUGUGUGCACGUUCGUGUCGUAGAGUAUCUCUUGUAAAGACGAUUCAUUCUGGACAGUUGGCAUUAUGUUACAAAAGCCAAUAUAGUCUUGAUAAACUAUAUCCAAGAUGCGACGAAAGUGCUGUCGAUAACACGGUGAAGGUUGGAGUCGGACUAAAGGAUGAAGAAAAGGAGCCAUUUUCUGGGAUUAUUCCAACUGAUCAGCUCGACAUAAAGUACAUCCGUGGGAGUGGCCCGGGAGGACAGAAUGUAAACAAAGUGAAUACGAAGGUGGAAGUUCGAUUCCAUGUGGAGAGCGCUUCAUGGAUUCCUAAAUGGAUUAGAGAACGUGUCCUGGAAAUGGAGCCAGGUAGAAUCAACAAGGAGGGGUAUUUGAUUUUGACCUCGGAGAAGACAAGGAAACAGUUUCUGAACCAGGCGGACUGUAUGGACAAACUUCGUGUGAUCCUGUUUGCUGCCAGCACUCUACCCAAACAACUCACAGACGAGGAAAUUGCACUGAGGGAUAAAAGGAUGGCAGCAGCUAAGAAGGCUGUGUUGAGAAUAAAGAGAAAUCAUUCACUAAAGAAGGAGUCUCGGCAGUCUCCGUCAUUCGGAUAAAUCUGAUGAACACAUCAACAUUUGUCUUGUUACUCUUAGAAAUAUAUAUAUAUACAUAUACUCUUUUCUCUACCCUAACCAACUCGUAAAAACUGUCCACACUCAGUUUUAAGAUUUGGAUUUUCAUUUGUCAAUUUGGAUUUCUGCUUCUUUCUUUAUUUCUUUUAAACAAAUAUAACACUACUAAAUAUAAUAAAUAGCUUACCUACCAACCAACCUCAUUUGAGGGGAAAUAUUGGUACAAUGACAACUUGGUUUCCAGCAAACUAGUUCUGUUGAAGUGACAGACACUAAUUUUUAAACACUAAGUCAUAUUUUUCACUAUUAGAGCCGUUUUUGAUAACUGAAGUCAAACAUUACUUAUAUUUUAUUGUUUAGAUUAUUCAUUUCCAUACAACUGAAGUGUUUCUGGUCAUCUUUCCCUAAUUUCAGCCAGCGAAUGUUUCACUAACGUUCGCAAACUAUUUGUUUGGUUCCUGACGUUGCCAUUUGGUUUAAUGUGAAGCUCAUAAACCAGUUCAGCGGAUGUUUUUUGCUCCAUCUGACUGAAGACGGCCCUGGUGUAUCUAAUAACACAAAAUGCAUUUUUUCAUAUUUUUAAAAAUGCAUGUGCGUCUGAGAAUUAAUGCUUAUGGAGUUGAAUUUUAGUCUUGUUUUUAAUGGUGUUUCACGGUUUUAAUGUCACAAACUCUUGUUUCAUUCUGUUCUAACGUUAUCCAAUUGUGUUACAGGUUUGUAGAUCAACUAAACUUAGUGUCUAUUUUUACGGGUUGAAACUAGGCUCUGUGACUUUAAAGAUCAUCUUAGAAAGACUGUUAAAGACUGGUUGGAAGAAGUUUCACAUAUAUUACAGCUUUUCAUACAAUAUAGAAUUGCCUGGAUCUAGAAUAGCACAAUGUUUGUAGAAAUCAUUAACAAAUCAACACUAACACUUGUCUCAUAUUUAGUGAUGCAUGUUGCCCAUUUUGUGGAGACGUCAAUUUAAAAGGUAAACUAUGCGGUAUGAUCAGCUAAGCUGUUUAAGGACUUGUUGAAAGAAUGUAGCUUAAGGAAAUAAACGUGUUAUUUAUACGUGAA
Molecule: messenger RNA, 1722 nt
Organism: Gigantopelta aegis
Lineage: Eukaryota; Metazoa; Mollusca; Gastropoda; Neomphalida; Peltospiridae
Product: peptidyl-tRNA hydrolase ICT1, mitochondrial-like
Exons: 6
Coding region: 22-645 (207 amino acids)
Biological process (GO): mitochondrial translational termination
Cellular component (GO): mitochondrial large ribosomal subunit
Molecular function (GO): translation release factor activity
Source: RefSeq, a predicted model, not a curated record